Messenger RNA from Trematomus bernacchii (emerald rockcod), 942 nucleotides. RefSeq names its product poliovirus receptor-like. Bases 20 to 865 code for a protein of 281 amino acids. Gene Ontology annotation, cellular component: adherens junction. Gene Ontology annotation, biological process: heterophilic cell-cell adhesion; homophilic cell-cell adhesion. NCBI's taxonomy places the organism in Eukaryota, Metazoa, Chordata, Actinopteri, Perciformes, Nototheniidae. The transcript has 5 exons. The record is from RefSeq and is a predicted model, not a curated record.
AAUCUAUGGAGACGUCAUAAUGCACGGUGUUUCUCCAGCAGCACCAGUAUUCUUAUCUGUGUUUACGUUGAUUCAGAGCACAGUCGAAGCGCUUCAGGUGAUUGGAGGAAACGUCACCGUUGUGCAAGGAGGGACUGCCAACUUUCCCUGCCAACUUAUCGGCGCUACAGAAACACUCAACCAAAUUUCCUGGCAGAAGAAGACCAGAGAAAAACCUCAGAACAAUAACUUCUUUACAAUCUUGAAGACAGGACCACAGUUUGUCAAUGGAAAUGGAGAUGAUGGCCGUUUUAAAUUUAUUGGGGACUUAAAAGCCAAGAAUGGAUCCCUGCAGUUAUUUGGAGUCACAUUGAUGGAUGAAGGCACCUACACCUGCAUCUUCACGCUGUUUCCCAGCGGAAUUCACAAGACUGAGAUACCUCUAAAUGUGCUUGUGCCUCCGGUGACAAUCCUGAAGGAUGAUCAUCCUAUUUUGGGUAAUGAAGAGGUUUCUCUUGUUACCUGCACGGCUGCUGGUUCAAAGCCUCCUGCAGCAAUAAGCUGGCUCACUGAUGCUCUGGCAGGAAAAGUGAGAGAAUCAACCACCUCCACCCUGAAUGCUAACAGUACUACAACCACAAUCAGCUCGCUGCUUGGAGUACCUACCAGAGAAUUAGACGGUCAAUUGGUCAAGUGUGUCAUCACCAGUGCAGCCAUGAAGAUGGAAGAAACCCUGCCCUUCACCAUACAGGUCUACUUUCCACCGAUGGAAGUGACCAUUCUUGAGACUUCUGAAGGCUCCUUUAUAUGUGAGGCUGAAGCAAAUCCACCUGCAAACAUCACCUGGAGCAGUAAGUUGUUGCCAAGCUGCAAGGCGAUACGUUGAUGUAUUUUAUUUCCCCAUGUCAUUUAAAUACCAAAAAUGCUUGUCGUUGUUUUAAAUCGUGUGAAAACGAGUUAACC